AUGGCUUGCAGACGUAUGCAACAUAUGUCCGUCAUGUCUCGAGAACGACGACAAUACAUGCGAAAAGCAAAAGAUCUCAGGCUACUACACCCCUGGUACCUUCUAACAGUUGUCAUUAGUAGUGCCGGCGGAGGACUUGGUCAUCUGGCAGUGCAAUAUGCGUCCCGUGCCAUGGGUUUCCGCGUUAUUGCCAUUAACGGAAGCAGCAAAGAAGCCUUGUGCAAGGAGUGCGGCGUAGAAGAAUUUCUUAAUUUCAUGCAGCACACUAACGAAGAGCUUGAGGCUACGAUCAAGAAGAUUGCAAAUAAUGGCCGCAGAGCGAAUGCGGUACUAGUUGUUAGUGCAGCGAACAAGAGUUAUGAGCAAGGCUUGAAGUUCUUGAAGCCUUAAGGCACGCUGGUCUGCAUUAGGAUGCUAGAGGGAACGCCCAUACCGAUUCAGUCUGCGCAUCCAGCGAAGAUCACAGUACAACAAUUUAGGAUCAUAGGUUCUGCGGUUGGAACUAGACUCGAGGC
Messenger RNA from Pseudogymnoascus verrucosus, 515 nucleotides. RefSeq lists its product as uncharacterized. NCBI's taxonomy places the organism in Eukaryota, Fungi, Ascomycota, Leotiomycetes, Thelebolales, Thelebolaceae. The transcript is spliced from 4 exons. Bases 1 to 390 code for a protein of 129 amino acids. The record is from RefSeq and is a predicted model, not a curated record.